UGUAAAAAAUAACAACUCUAAUAAAGCUACAGAACAUGAGACGUAUCGUCAUUUAUAGUGACGAUUUUCCGGAAUAGCGAAUCCAUACAACGAGUAAAAACUUCUUUCGUGACAUAGAGAAGCUGCAGGGAAAGUGAACGAAAAUGAACUGGACGACAAUGGUGGCGCUGGUAAACGGCACUGUCGAGUACGAGGACCCGACGGGCACGGAGGAGGCGGUCUCCUGUCGGUCGAUUUUCAGCGACCGUUUCCCGCUGUCGGCGGUGCUGAUGGUGUUCUGCAUGGUGACCGUGUUCGGUAACUGUYUGGUUAUCGUCGCUGUGGUCCGGGAGCGGUAUCUGCACACGGCUACCAACUAUUUCAUCACGUCGCUGGCUUUCGCCGACUUCCUGGUCGGGCUGGUGGUGAUGCCGGUGAGCGCCGUGCAGGAGGUGCUCGACCAUUACUGGACGUUCGGCAUAAACGCGUGUGACGUAUGGCGGUCGCUGGACGUGUUGUUCAGCACGGCGUCCAUACUGAACCUGUGCGUGAUAUCACUGGACCGGUACUGGGCCAUCACCGAUCCGUUCACGUACCCGACGAAAAUGAGCCGGAAGCGGGCGUACCGGCUGAUCGCCGCCGUGUGGGUGUGUAGCGGCGUCAUCAGUUUUCCGGCAAUCAUAUGGUGGCGGUUGGUCCGCACCGAACCCGUUCCCAGCAACACGUGCCCGUUCACCAACAGCACCGGUUACCUGAUCUUCUCGUCCACCAUAUCGUUUUACGUGCCACUGGUGGUCAUGGUGUUCACGUACUACAAGAUCUACACGGCGGCUGUAACGCAGACCCGGUGCCAGCGGCUGGGCACCAAAGUGCUGUCGUCCACCCCGUCGUCCGGCGGUGGCUCCGGAUGCGGCGGUGGUAGUGGCGGCAGCGGUGGUGCAGGUGGCGGCGGUGGUGGUGCCGGCGGCGGUCGCAUGGAACUCACGCUCCGAAUACACCGGGGUGGCGGGACAACCACGUCCGCGUCGGCAGGCUACACGCGAGCUCACCAGCUGCAGAAAAAUUUUUCCCUAAGUCGAAAGCUGAGCAAGUUGUCGCGCGAGAAGAAGGCAGCCAAGACGCUGGGCAUCGUCAUGGGCGUGUUCAUCGUCUGCUGGCUGCCGUUUUUCGUCGUCAACUUGCUCUCCGGGUUCUGCGACGAGAGCUGCGUGUUCAAGGACCAAUUGCUAUCGUCCGUGGUGGCCUGGCUCGGGUGGAUCAACAGUGGCAUGAACCCAGUGAUCUAUGCCUGCUGGAGCAGAGAUUUUCGCAGGGCAUAUGGUCGGAUAUUGUGUGUAUGUUGUCCAAGAAAGGUACGAAGAAAAUAUCGAAGACCACUACGGUACAGGUCAACUCAAUACAUGGGAGCGUCUAUGGUAUUAGCACCGGCCACUGUCACAUAUGCCACUGUUAACCAACAAGACAUGUUCAACAUCUGAAACGAUCUUGAAAACUUUAAAUAAUUCAAUUGAAAAGGCGGAAAAACGCUGGAAUAUUCACAUUGAGAUAUCAAUCAUAUAAGUAUAUUGUUGUGUAGUUCAACCUUUUUUAAAAUUAUUUUGUAUCUUCUAUUAGAUCUGAAAUGUAUGAUUGGCCACCUAGUAAAUAUAUAUUGUACUAAAUAUGAUAUUUACAUACCAUAUUCAGGUGUAUAUACAGGAGGGGUAGAGGGGGUUGGGACCCCCUCCCCCGAAAUUGUAUUCUGUUUCCRUGGCUGACCACAUUGAUAUUUGCAUUCUACCUUUUAAAACAAAUUUUCCCUGGACAGCGAUCUGUCUCGUGAAAGGAUCAACACAACCCCUCGAACGGGAAAAAAUAUAACAAUAAGUUUCCAUUUAUAUUCAAUUGUGUCUAUAAUAUUUAUCUUCCUAUUAUUUUAAUUUAA
Diuraphis noxia (Russian wheat aphid) is the source of this 1903-nucleotide messenger RNA. It is a transcript of the gene Dop1R2, whose product is annotated as dopamine receptor 2. Lineage: Eukaryota; Metazoa; Arthropoda; Insecta; Hemiptera; Aphididae. Gene Ontology annotation, biological process: positive regulation of MAPK cascade; adenylate cyclase-activating adrenergic receptor signaling pathway. Gene Ontology annotation, molecular function: G protein-coupled receptor activity. The record is from RefSeq and is a predicted model, not a curated record. Gene Ontology annotation, cellular component: plasma membrane.